GCACUACAGGCCACGCCCCUGAGGCGCGCCUCGCCCUAGCCAAUGGUCAUCUUCCCUGGGAACGUUACCUUCAGCUAAUCAGAGACUGCGAGCCAACUCCUCGCGAGAGGUGAGGUUGAAGCUGCCUCCGCCAUCUUGAAGAUGGGAGACGAGGGACAGCUGUGGUCUUUCUGCUAAAGCAAACACCACAACGGACAGGGUAGUCACCCCCCCACGGUGAGGCGAUCGUCCCCGUAACUGCUGAGCAAAACCACCGAAAGCAGCGAGCGUAUCAAAGCCGAGCGCAGCGACCCCGACGGCCCCUUCACCUGCCUCCCGGGCAGAGGGGAAGUGUGGAGGGCCAGAAGGAUGGUGCAGUCCUGUUCCGCCUACGGCUGCAAGAACCGGUACGAUAAGGACAAGCCCGUCUCCUUCCACAAGUUUCCUCUUACCCGUCCCAGUCUUUGUAAACAGUGGGAGGCAGCUGUUAAAAGAAAAAACUUCAAGCCCACUAAGUACAGCAGCAUCUGUUCUGAGCACUUUACUCCAGACUGCUUUAAGAGAGAGUGCAACAACAAGUUACUGAAGGAGAAUGCGGUGCCCACGAUAUUUCUCUACAUCGAGCCGCAUGAGAAGAAGGAAGACAUGGAAUCCCAAGAACAGCUUCCCUCUCCUUCACCCCCCACUUCCCAGGUGGACGCUGCUAUUGGGUUGCUAAUGCCUCCUCUCCAGACCCCUGACAACCUCUCAGUUUUCUGUGACCACAACUACACUGUGGAGGAUACAAUGCACCAGAGGAAGAGGAUCCUUCAGCUGGAGCAGCAGGUUGAAAAGCUCAGGAAGAAACUCAAGACUGCCCAGCAACGGUGCCGAAGGCAGGAGAGACAGCUGGAGAAGCUCAAGGAAGUUGUCCACUUUCAGAGGGAGAAAGACGACGCGUCAGAGAGGGGCUACGUGAUCCUACCAAAUGACUACUUUGAAAUUGUUGAAGUACCAGCAUAAAAAACUGAGGUGUGUUAGUGGGACAAGACUGUAUACCUUCUUUUAGCCUACAUACAGGAGUUCAUUUGAAAAAAUAACACUUAAUUACUUGUAUUAAAAAAAAUAUUUUUUUAAAAUAAAUUAGAUAUAUACUGUACAAUUGUAAUUUUUUUGUUUGUAAUUUCAGAGUUUCUACAUUUUAACAAAAUAUUUAAAAAAAAUCCUUAAACCACCAAUAUAAUGUUGUAUAUUGGUUUCAAGAUGGUGGAUGUUUUUCAUUUGAGUAUUUAUAGAAAUAAUGUAAAAAUAAAAAGUAGAGAGGGUAAUGGUGUGGUAAAAAUGAUUUAAGUUUAAAAGUGAAUGCCCUUUAUUGAGAUAACUUAUAAUUUAAAUCAGAAGUAUAAGUGAGAACAUAGGACAUGCCUUUCUGAAUAUAGAGGUAUACAUACACUCAUUUUGUAUUUAUAGUCAGAGCUUCAUUUAUUUUUCUCAAUCAGAAACGAACUGUCAAGCCAAUAUUUCAGGAAAACAAUAUUUUGCUGUCUUCAGAAAAAUCAUUCCAUAGUUAAUAAUUUCAUAAAGAGUAGAGUUUUAUGAGUAGGUCCUUUUUGUCCCUAGCUUUAUGAAAUUGGAAGUGUGUCUUGGGGAACGGCAGGCCUCCGAGUGAGGUGCUGGCAUCAGUGAGGUGAAAACUUGGGACUGGGCUGGAGAGAGGUUCCGUGGGUGAAGGUGCAUGCGUGCGUGCAAGCCUGGGUUUAACCCCUGGGACCCCUGGAAAGGUGGACGAGAGCCACACCGGUCCGCAGGGUGGCCUUCAGGCUCCCGGGGUGCUGUGGCAACUUUAUAAAGAGAUAAACAUUGGGGCCUGGUAUGCUCAGAUCAUCCCCAGGCUAAAGGCAUCUGAUUCCACAGCUGUUGUUAAAUCUGCAUUCAGACCUCUGACAGAUUAUUUUUGUAGAGUUUGGUUUGUACUAUAGUACAGUACUUUUUCCCUUAAGUAUUUGAUAAUUUUGCCCUUAACUGUUUGAUUUUGGUCAAGACACUGCAUAGGAAAUAUUUUUUUUUUCACUCUUAAGUUAGAAAUGGUAUCCAAUUUACUUCAAGUGACUUACGUUCAAAAGUAAUGUGUCAUGUUUACGUCACCGUUGAGACUUAAAUAUUGCAGUUUCUGUUUACGCUGUGCAUUGUGUUCUGACUGUAAGAAAGCUUACAUAUAUUUGAAAUGAAGAUAUGUUCUGAGUAAACACCUGCUGAUAAAAGAAUUCUCUAGGGUUAGGAGAACCAUAUUUUAUAUUUCAGAGUACACUGUAGUUGAAGAGUAGUGGACCUUUCAAGACAGUAUUAAAGAUAUGUUAUUCCA
Apodemus sylvaticus (European woodmouse) is the source of this 2320-nucleotide messenger RNA. It is a transcript of the gene Thap1, whose product is annotated as THAP domain containing 1. Bases 349 to 981 code for a protein of 210 amino acids. The record is from RefSeq and is a predicted model, not a curated record. The transcript is spliced from 3 exons. NCBI's taxonomy places the organism in Eukaryota, Metazoa, Chordata, Mammalia, Rodentia, Muridae. Gene Ontology annotation, molecular function: sequence-specific DNA binding.